AUGUCCGUCGACGAAAAGCGCGUCAAAGUGCUUAGCAUCUUUCAUGAAACGCUCAAAGAGAUCGAAAAGCUAGCUUCCAAGCAAGGCGUUGUCGAAAAGACGGUCAAGGACAUUGUCCAAAGCCUGGUGGCUGAUGGGCUCGUUCAGUCCGAUAAGAUUGGUUCUUCAAACUUCUUUUGGAGUUUCCCUUCUGCUCAGGGAGCUACGCUUCGAAACCAAUUCAGAUCCGCCCAAGAGGAGAAUAGCUCUGUUCUUCUCCGUAUCAAAGAGGCCGAGGACAGCAUACGUUCGGAGCAAGUUAUGCGAGUUCCUACAGUCGAACGUGAAGCGGCAUUGGCCGAAUUUCAGUCUCUCCAAGACGAGAUUUCGAAACUCAGGAGUGAACUGGCGCAGUAUGGAGCAUGUGAUCCCGAGCAGCUUGCGCAGCGACGCACGGCUAUGCGUCUCGCAAAGGAGGCGGCUUUUCGAUGGACCGAGAAUGUCGUUCUCGCUAGAGACUACGUUGUACGCCAGUACAGCUUGAACGCGGAAGAAGUCUCUCAGCACUUUGGAAUUAAAAGCGACUUUGAAGAUCUCGAGUAG
Molecule: messenger RNA, 582 nt
Organism: Serendipita indica DSM 11827
Lineage: Eukaryota; Fungi; Basidiomycota; Agaricomycetes; Sebacinales; Serendipitaceae
Source: the annotation of a GenBank genome assembly